AUGCCUUUUGCAAAAGCCUUAGAUGAAACAUACCCUAACGAUUCACGCCAGGAGUUUCACAUCCCAACCUUCAAAUCUUUGGGGAUUAAACCACCACAAGGGAAAUUAGAAAAUGAUGAGGUUAUAUACCUUUGUGGUAACUCAUUAGGGUUGAUGCCCAAAUCAACAAAGACUGCUAUCCUUAACGAACUUGAUGCUUGGAAAGAUCGUGGAGUUGUAGCACACUUUAACCGUUUAAACCAAGAGACAACGUGGGCUGAAAUAGAUCUUCCAACGAUACCUUUAAUGUGCCGUAUUGUUGGUGGCGAAGAAAAUGAGGUUGCUGUUAUGAAUUCAUUGACAGUGAACUUGAAUUCACUCUUGGUUUCAUUUUAUAAACCUAAUGGACGCAGAAACAAGAUAUUAAUGGAAACUGGUGCAUUUCCAUCAGACUAUUAUGCAUUACUGAAUCAAUGUUAUUUGAAUGGGCUAAACCCUGAGGGCACACUAAUACGAGUCCAACCUAAAGAAAAUGAAUUCAAUCUUGACCUUAAAGAUAUUAAGUUAAAAAUCCAAGAGCACAAAGAGACUUUAUCAUUAGUAUGUCUUCCUGGAAUCCAAUACUACACAGGUCAAUUAUUUGACAUCGAAUCAAUAACCAAAUUUGUGAAUGAUAUCGAUCCAAAUAUCAUUGUAUGUUGGGAUUUAGCACACGCUGUAGGUAAUGUUGAAUUAAAACUUCAUGAGUGGAAUGUUGAUAUUGCUGUUUGGUGUUCAUAUAAGUAUUUGAACUCGGGUCCUGGGUCAAUAGGCGGGUUAUUUGUUCACAAUAAACAUACACAAAAGCCACUGAGCCCUGCCAAACCCUUCCAACCUAGAUUAGCUGGCUGGUGGGGGAACGACUCUAAAAAACGGUUUGAAAUGAAAGAGACUUUCGAACCCAUUGAAGGCGCACUGGGGUUUAGACAGAGUAACCCUAGUGUUAUCGAUGUUGUGUCAUUGCAUAAUUCUUUAAAAAUCUUCGAGAAAUAUGGGAAUAUGGGUGUACUGAGGCACAGGUCCCAACGGUUAACACGAUUCUUGAUUGAACAACUGCAAGAAUCACCAUACAUCUCUAGUGCAACCAAUGAUUCAAGAUUAAAAUUUAAAAUCAUUACACCCAUCCAGUCCGAGAGGUCCCAUGGAGCUCAAAUAUCGUUGUUUUUUUACGUCCAUAGAGACUGCAAAGCAGAUAUCACCACCGAGAUGGAACUAGUGUCCAAAUAUUUAUACGAGAAAGGGGUGAUAGUCGAUGAGAGAAAACCAAACGUAAUCAGAAUCGCGCCAGCGAUUCUGUACAACACGUUCGAGGAGGUCAAACGAGCCAUCGAUAUAUUAAAUUCGAUCCUUGAACAACUAAACAGCGCCUAA
Messenger RNA from Tetrapisispora phaffii CBS 4417, 1389 nucleotides. It is a transcript of the gene BNA5, whose product is annotated as kynureninase. The coding region runs from base 1 to 1389 and encodes 462 amino acids. Gene Ontology annotation, molecular function: kynureninase activity; pyridoxal phosphate binding. Gene Ontology annotation, cellular component: cytoplasm. The record is from RefSeq and is a predicted model, not a curated record. Gene Ontology annotation, biological process: NAD+ biosynthetic process. NCBI's taxonomy places the organism in Eukaryota, Fungi, Ascomycota, Saccharomycetes, Saccharomycetales, Saccharomycetaceae. The transcript has a single exon.